CUUGAAUAAAUCGCUGUGUUGGCGCGUAAACACAGAUGUGAGGCAUGGAUCAGAGUGGUCUCAACCUCGUUAAGGUUCAUGGAAGUGGUGGAUAUGACUCCGAUUUCAGUGAUGAUGAGGAGGGUGGCAGAUCAUUGCAACGUGGAGGGAAGAGGAUUCAUGAGGAUGAGCUACUGCAGAAGCCAUUCCAACGAGGGAAGCACACAGCGGUUACACACAAAAGUGUGGCUGCUAACGAAUGGGACAGAGAGGAGGCCAAGAACCGGCGGCACCAUCUCUUAUCAAUGAAUGCUUUUGAUAGACAUGAGAAGUUUGUCAGUGACUACAUAUUGUACUAUGGAGGAAAACGUGAGGACUUCAAAAGAUCCACAGCUAAAGAUAAGACUGAUCUGGAUGUGGUGAGGGAAAACCACCGCUUUCUCUGGAGAAAUGAAGAUGAGGAGCAUAUGACAUGGGAGAAAGAGCUUGCAAAGAAGUAUUAUGAUAAGCUGUUUAAGGAGUAUUGUAUUGCUGACCUUAGCAGAUACAAAGAGAAUAAGUUUGGGUUCAGAUGGCGUAUUGAAAAUGAAGUAAUAUCUGGAAAGGGCCAGUUUCUAUGUGGAAACAAGCGCUGUGAAAGGCAGGAAGGUCUGAAGAGCUGGGAGGUGAACUUUGCUUAUGUGGAGCAUGGUGAGAAGAGGAACGCCCUGGUGAAACUGCGACUCUGUCUAGAAUGUUCCUACAAAUUGAAUUAUCAUCACAAGAGAAAGGAGGUCAAGACUAAGAAAAAAUGCAGGUUAGGAGAAAGCAGUGCGUCCCAGGCUCACAAGCCCAAGCAUCGGCUCAAACGGAAACACAAAGAGACACAUGAACACAAAAAGAGACAGAAAGAGCACUCUUCUUCAAGUUCAGAGAAUUCCCUGGAGCAGGACAAAGAAUCUGAACGUGAAGAGGAAGCAAAUGGUCCCUCAGAGUCUGAGCACUGGAAGGGCCCAGCUCCUGCUACAGAAGACAAAUCCAGGGAGGAGGAGUUCGAAGAGUAUUUUGAGGACAUGUUCCUCUGAACAAAAUACGGUGCACCAUCAAAAAGCUGUUUUGGAAACAGCUACAAUGCUUCUGUAUCAAAUUUUAUUAUCUGUCUAAGAUUGGGGUAAAUAAAAUGCUCACAAUUCUGUUCCCCAUUUAGCUUUCUCCUGUUUUACAUGUUUAGCUCCGAAUUCAGUUCUACAUGUUUAGCUUUGAAUCGACUUGUCUUCGGUAGCAGCAGCUUUUAAGUCAGGCUGAAUUUUUUGCAUGGGAGAGGCCCACAGAUAACAGCCAUGAGCUUCAGUUGCAUAUGCGCACUUCAGUUGCAUAUGCGCACCCACUCUUACUCCUUCUGUAAUGACCUACCAAAACUGUGCAAAGCCAAGCCAGUCAAUGGGAGAGUCCGCCUUUAACCAGCAUGUCUAAGCAUUUUACAGACUUAUCUUGCCUGUAUGAUUUGUACUUGCAGACUACCUUUUCCAUGUUGCUAUAGCAAGCAGGAUAAAAAAUCUUUUCACCCUUGUGCUGGCUUGCGUAUUAAAAAGUGGCUAUAGGACAAGGACGCUCCUCCCAGUUUGACUGAAACUAGAUGCCACUCAGCUGCCAGCCUGUGUAACUGAGCUUCUUUACCACAGGCUGAUCCAGCUUUAUUAGCUAAUCCCUCACAUGGUGGAGAAGCUAGAGAAACCUUCCAGUGCUUAAAAGUCUUGCCUGGUCUGUCCUCUGAGCAACACGACAUAAAUAGAACAAGUAUAGCAAGACAACAGGAAUCAGCUUGGUAAAUGUGUUUGAAUCAUCAUGACAUGUGAAAUCUGCAUUGAUUUGUUUACAUGAUGAAUUUAUUUGUUUACAUUGCUAUUUACAACAUAUACUCAGCAAGAUUAGUUAAAUAAAGGGACAUUGGAUGUAAAUUCUUCAUUCUUUUACAAGGAUCAUACACUACUAGUAUGAUUGCAACCAAAUGUGUGAAAAUUAAACAUUUGAUAUGAUUAACUCUUUUGAGCCCUUGUGUCUCCUGAAGGCCUUCACUGUGCAGUUAAGCAGAAAUGGCCUGUUACUGGACUGGUCUAUUUCCAUGUAGCCAUUCAUCAAUGCUAUAUGUGCAUUGCAGGGUUUUGUGGCAUUGUGGGGGGCAGUGAAAUUGUUUUGUUUCCUGAAUUACAAUGCAAGCGUUUACAUAUUAAAAUACAAGAACAUUUUAUAGCCCUUUAUGGUCCUUUCUGUAAAUUCAGUGCUAAAUAAGUACUUUUAACAGCCCGUUUCUCUUUUUUAAUUUGUUAGAUUUUUUUGUGUGCUGAUUUAUUUCACCAUAGAUUGUUACUUUCAAAAGUCAUAUCUGGUUACUUAAAAAUGCUCUUUCACAAAUUUACAUUCUAUGUAAUAUAAACCACACUUCUUGAUUUAUAUGACAUAUUUAAAAACUAAAACUUUGUUCCACACUUGUCAUUAAACAGUCAAAGUGGA
Messenger RNA from Electrophorus electricus (electric eel), 2469 nucleotides. It is a transcript of the gene fra10ac1, whose product is annotated as FRA10A associated CGG repeat 1. NCBI's taxonomy places the organism in Eukaryota, Metazoa, Chordata, Actinopteri, Gymnotiformes, Gymnotidae. Gene Ontology annotation, molecular function: phosphatase activity. Gene Ontology annotation, biological process: dephosphorylation. The record is from RefSeq and is a predicted model, not a curated record.